AUGGCUAGGUGGCCAGAUAUUUCGCUCUUUGGCUCGGGAUAUAGGCUCGGGACUAUUUGUGGUGACACGGCUAAACGUACCAAGAAGGUCGGGAUCGUCGGUAAAUACGGGACCCGCUAUGGUGCCUCCCUCCGGAAAAUGGUGAAGAAGAUUGAAAUCAGCCAGCACGCCAAGUACACUUGCUCCUUCUGUGGCAAAACCAAGAUGAAGAGACAAGCUGUGGGGAUCUGGCACUGUGGUUCCUGCAUGAAAACAGUAGCUGGUGGUGCCUGGACCUACAACACCACUUCUGCUGUUACAGUAAAGUCUGUGAUUAGAAGACUGAAGGAACUGAAAGACCAAUAGAAGCUGUACCUUUUCAGACAACACAAGCCACUAAUAAAUGGGUUAAUUUAUGUAA
This is a messenger RNA of Otolemur garnettii (small-eared galago), 400 nucleotides long. RefSeq names its product 60S ribosomal protein L37a-like. The coding region runs from base 1 to 345 and encodes 114 amino acids. Gene Ontology annotation, molecular function: structural constituent of ribosome. The transcript has 2 exons. Gene Ontology annotation, cellular component: ribosome. NCBI's taxonomy places the organism in Eukaryota, Metazoa, Chordata, Mammalia, Primates, Galagidae. Gene Ontology annotation, biological process: translation. The record is from RefSeq and is a predicted model, not a curated record.